Aspergillus alliaceus is the source of this 1561-nucleotide messenger RNA. RefSeq lists its product as uncharacterized. Bases 896 to 1105 code for a protein of 69 amino acids. Lineage: Eukaryota; Fungi; Ascomycota; Eurotiomycetes; Eurotiales; Aspergillaceae. The transcript has 2 exons. The record is from RefSeq and is a predicted model, not a curated record.
GGCAAUUAAAGGUAGGGACCGGGGAGGUAUACUUACUUACUUGCACAUACCACGGAGUAAUACGGUUCGAUUAGGUUGCGACAUUGUAAUCGGCUGUCGCUCUUUUCAGUAAGUUCAAAACAAGUAGAUUUCGGUGCAUGGGAACAUCAAUAAACCCCCAAUUCUACACGACGAGGAUGCGUCAAGUAGCAUGGAAGGCCUUCCUUUAGAACCCUUGAAGUCGACACAAUUCCAAAUCGAGCCGACCAGAUUCCACAAAACCAUUUUGGAGUACGAGAUUACUUACAACAGCCCUAGAGCAAUACGCAAGCCACAUCAGCAAAAAGAGAGCUAAAGAGCAUCAGACAGGGAGUAGUCCCCAGGUCAGGAGAACUGGCUCAGCCAAAAAAAGCAUAAAAGGGAAAAGAAAAGAGAGAGAAAAAAUUUUUGGGGGGAAUCUUGAGACUUGAUCCGUACAGACCUGUGGGCCGCACAAAGGGACAGCCCUGAAUUGUAAGCUGGUCAAAAGCUUCCAAUCACUAACCAAGCCUUGACUAGCACCAACUUUUAGGCACUAGAAGUGACAGAAAACAGUCGUUGUGUAAUGAAUCGACUGGCAGCCGUUGAAAUUACCUAUUUAUUCAAGGUCGGACAAACAUCCAAGUCAAGUCAGCCAGUGCAGCGAUAUUCAUUAUUAUUCUAGUGGUACUACCUAGAAGAUAGUGUGGCCAUCUGCUGACCAGAGGGGUGAUUUGUGGGCCACAGUUGCAGAAUCAACAUGCAGCUAAGGCGAUUAGAUUGAUCUUGCACUGCCUGGCAUUGGGAAUCAUUCCUGCGGUUUCACUUUGACCACCUUAUAAUACAUAUUUUAUACAGCUGCCAUUGACUCUAUAGAAUAGCCACACAUCAUUGGUCCAUGCACGUCUCAAUGCCUCUUGCUCUUUCUUUCUUUUCAUUUUUCGUAUUUGUGUUUUUCUUUUUCCUUUCCUUUUCCCCGGCAAAUUUCGUCAGCUCUUGCCGCAGAGUUAAUCUAUCUGGAAAAAGAUUGGAUUUCAGUCGGAUAAACAUAAUACAGAAGAGCCAUGAGCCUCUUUGUUUAUAUACAUCAUCCAUCUAUGAUGUCUGAAGAGCUAUUUUCUAAUUUUCGAUCGUCCUUGCAGGAAUCCGAUAUUCAUCUUUAAUGGACACAAAACUUCCUCAGAGGGUCGAUCAAGCCGCCCCAAUGAGUUAAAACGCGACCUACUUGUACAGCAUUUACCUUCAUUCAACUCAUUCUUCAGAUACGGAAUCUAGACAGCAUUUCUAUAGUGAAGCAAAUCCCUACUCCUUUCGCUUACAAAAAUACAAUAAUACCAUAUACAUCCUAAUACCACGGAAGAUUAUGCGAGAUUAAGCACGGUCACCCGCGGGCAGCGCCCAUAGCUCCCAAAGCUCCUGCGCAGAAACAGGGACGCACCACGCACUGUACUCCGUAAUCCAUGUUUGUACAUUCUCCGCCUGACAACAACCUGAGGAGGAGACAUGCACCGACCGCAUCAAGCCAUGUCAUGGCCCACACUGCCAGCCAGCAACAGAACAUGUA